UAUAUCAAUGGCCACUCCUCGUGAUCUCUCUCCUUCACAACACGACCUUCAUGUUCGACCUCAUCCAUCGUCUCCCUUAGCCCAAUUCUUUGUCACGCACGAUCUCUUUGCUGGUUCUUGCUCGUUCCCCUCAACAUGAGCAGCGUUUGCGCGGAGCAGCAUAAGUUCCACGCCUCCCACCAGCUCUUCUCCCCCAAGAAGACCCUCGACAUCCCCCCCAGGAAGCUCUUCGGCCACCGGACCGCCUCCCCCGCGGCGCUGCAGCUGCACCAGUCGGCGCCGCCGGUUCUCGAUGGCCCCGACGCGUUCUCCGACUACUCGCCGAGGGUCCCCGAGACCUCGCUCCGGAGGUUCCUGCCGUCCAACGACAGCGGGGAGGACGAGGAGGAGGACUCCGACCCUUACACGUCGGACCACUUCCGCAUGUUCGAGUUCAAGGUGAGGCGGUGCACCCGCAGCCGCAACCACGACUGGACGGACUGCCCUUUCUCUCAUCCCGGAGAGAAGGCUCACCGUAGGGACCCCCGGAAGUACCACUACUCGGGGACCGUCUGCGCCGAGUACCGACGCGGGUCGUGCAGCCGCGGUGAUAACUGCGAGUUCGCGCACGGCGUCUUCGAGUGCUGGCUGCACCCAUCAAAGUAUAGGACUGAGGCAUGCAAAGAUGGCAAGAACUGCGAGAGGAAGGUCUGCUUCUUCGCUCACAGCGCUCGUCAGCUUCGCCUCUUGCCUGCGCAAUCCGAGCCCAACUCUCCACAAGAGAUCAACCCUGAGAAGUCCAAAUUCCAUAGUCCGGUUUCUUCUUCUUCGCUGACUCACUGCUGCCUGUUCUGCCACUCGGUCACCACCUCCUCCCCGACCUCGACCUUGCUCAGCAUGUCCCACCUGUCGCCGCCGCUGUCGCCAUCCCAGUCCCUGUCACCACCCCUAUCUCCCCUCAAGGGCCGGUCCCUGAGCGGGUUCUCGCCGAUCUCGCGGUACGCCGACCGGCUGGAGCCAAGCUGUCUGAGCCAGGCUGUGAGCUACAAGGAUGUCCUGAACGAGAUCAUGACUUCGGUGGACGUGAUGAAGAUGAGCGAAGUCUCGCCUCCGCACUCAUCGCCGGUGUCAUCGGUCAAGAACCGGACAGCCAUGCCUUGGGUUGAUGUCACUAGCAGUGUGAAUGAGGAGCAGACCCAGUUCAUUCUUUCACCUUCAACCCCAAAUCACCCUCAAGUGCCUAGGAAUUUUUUCGGUGCUGAUCCUUCGAGCAACAAAGGAUUGUUUGGUGACAAGGCUAAUGAAGGCAAUUCUUGCGAUGAUCCGGACAUUGGGUGGGUGAACGAGCUCCUGAUGUAAAGCAGAGAUGAUGAAUUGGAUUCCCGGAUGAUGAUGAUGGCGACUGAGGAUGCGUUUUGGAAGAGGAUAAAGCCAGAGCUGUACAUAUCGGUCUGUUGGCACUAGUAAAAGAGCAGAGAGUAAAUAUGUGCCGAGCUGUUGGUUAAUUUUUUUGGGUGUUGCUUAAUAUUGUUUUGAGGAUUUGAAUUUAGAUUGUUGUCUUUUGAUGUAUUGACGAUUGCUUCAGAUGGGAUUUCUUCAGUCAAAGAUGUAAUUAAGGAGGUCGGAAGAGAGACAGGGAGAGAGAGAGAGAGAGAGGGAGAGAGAUGACAAGCUUUUGUAAAUUUUUGACUGAUGUCCUGAGCCGAUUAUGAUUUGAUUAAUGUUAAUUCGUGUCGAAGUAAAAUAAUAAUUCAGUUUGGAGAA
Syzygium oleosum is the source of this 1743-nucleotide messenger RNA. RefSeq names its product zinc finger CCCH domain-containing protein 2. The record is from RefSeq and is a predicted model, not a curated record. Gene Ontology annotation, molecular function: metal ion binding. The transcript is spliced from 2 exons. NCBI's taxonomy places the organism in Eukaryota, Viridiplantae, Streptophyta, Magnoliopsida, Myrtales, Myrtaceae. The coding region runs from base 136 to 1338 and encodes 400 amino acids.